Mesorhabditis spiculigera is the source of this 2565-nucleotide messenger RNA. Lineage: Eukaryota; Metazoa; Nematoda; Chromadorea; Rhabditida; Rhabditidae. The record is from the annotation of a GenBank genome assembly.
AUGUCAUCCACCGAGGCCUACGCGAUGCAGAUGAUGGCGAGGAGUACGGCCCGUGUGCUCGAUAUUUUCAAUUUUACGACGGUUUCCCGGGACUCGCUGAACGCGUUGGCCGACCUGUCGCGGAGGUAUAUCGAGCGGCUGUGCGUCGAGUCGAAGCUGUUCAUGGAGCAUGGAGGCCGUACGCUUUGUGAUCCGGAGGACGUGCAGUGCGCGAUGGGGCGGCUGAACAUUCAUGGGACCGAUUUGCACGAGUAUAUGACGAAGGUUCGCGUCGAUCUCUCAACGCAGCGCGGCGCCACCAUCCCCGUCAGCUUCGAGCAGCGGCCAAUGCCCAAGCUGCCGACCUACCUUCCCCAGCACUGCUCGAUCUCGAUGACGUGCCCCUCGGAGAAGGAGAUCGAGCAGAGGAGGGCCGACCAGGGCCCAAUUUUGCCGUGUUUACCCUCGCUUCAUCAUGAUACAAAUGCUAAUGACGUGAAUCGCCCAUCGACCAGCACGCCAUUGCCGUCCGUUCUCCCGCCACCACCCCUCGCCACACCCAGCCCCGCCAAGCCUCAGCCCUCCUCACAAUCUGUGGCCGAGAAAAAGGAGGGCCAUGACGAUCUCUGGGACUUCUCCACCUGCGACACCAUCUCGCUCGGCGUCGCGUCGAAGAGCCAGACGAAUGUCGUGUCGCGAUUUGACAAAGCCAUCCGUCGGCGGCAGAGCCCGAUACCGAGCAGCAGCACGCCGAAGAAGGGCAAGGCCCGCGAUCUCAUUAACAACCACACCUCGGGCGUGAAAUCGGCCCGUUCGAGUCCUGUCCCUCCACACUCACCCAGCUCGCCGGCCCCGUCAACGUCGGGGAUGGGCGGCAAGAAGUACGACAGCAGCCCCAAUCUCAAGGAGAUGGAGAACGGCCCCCCGAAGCUGUCGGUGAACCGGCUGAAGAAGCUGGAGAAGAAGCGACCGGUCAGCCCCCUCGUCUCCCAACACCCACCAAAUAUCAUCAACAACAGCAAUGGGACUGCGGCUUCAUCAUCUACAGCUGCUGCAGCCGCUGCCCUGGCCGCCCUCAUCCCGAAUGCGAGCAAUCUGCUGAAGGAGAUCCAUCAAAUGCCCGCCCUUCUGCCCGAGGAGAUCGUCCCGCAGUUGCUGAACACGUAUUUCCCGGAUCGGAACGCCCCGACGCCGCCGUAUCGCUACGAGGAGCCAUGUGACGAGCCGCCGCCGGUCCUCCCCGUCUCACAGCCAAAGCCCAAAAAGGAGAAGAAGGACAAGACGAAAAAGGACAAAAGUUGGACACACCACCAGCGGCCGGGCAGCAGCUCCUCGACAAAUCGUGAGAUACGCGAAGAGCCGCCGAAACUCGAGCCGGCGACUACGAUUCGGCUGGGAUGCAGCCCGUCGACGUCGUUUCCGGUGGCCGAAUCGGCAGCCCGUGCCACUCCACCCCGACCUGCGGAUCUUCCUCCAUUGAAAAAAGAGGAGUACGACUCGGACGCGACGAUCCCGAUGCUCACCGACGGCGGCGAUCUACCCAUUGGCGAUAUGCCGACGACGUUCCCGCUGAACAUCUCGAUGAAAGACUCCCCUGCUCGACCUCCCGACAGCACUGCCGAGAAAGAGGCGAAGAAGGAGCGCCGAGACAAGGAGAACGGCCACGUGAAGAGCAUCGACAAGUUGCCCCCAAUAAAGAUCAAGCUCCUCAGCCCCUCAACGUCUUCUGAUCCGUCAACGACACCAGCAAGGGGUGCUGGAACGCCCGGCCAGGAGCCGCUGAAGAUCCGCAUCAAGCCCAUCGCCCAGGAGAGCCCUGUCCCCUCCACAUCUACCGUAUCCACGACAGCUGCUGCCGAGUCCUCCUCCACUUCGAGGCCCUCUUCCGGAAUGGGCGUCGUCCAGCCCAAGCAUAUUGAUCGGAGCGUCGACCGUCCCCGGGUGAAGACGAAAGGCGAAUUGAAAGCCCUUCCCCCGCUAUUCGCCGUUGAUACGCGAAUCGUCAAGCCGACCACGCCGAAUAAUCCACGAAGCAGCACAUCUACACCUGUACCCCCGGUUGCGGCGAGGAAUAGCCCAGUGCCCCCGAUCGUGUUGAAGUCGCGGGAAAAGGAGAAGAUCAACACCCCCACCACGUCCACACCCGCAAAAGCUUCGACUGCUUCAGUCAAGAAGGAGACCCCGCCAAAACCCUCGCCCUCUACAGCACAACCACACGUUGAGGCCAAAAAGAAGGCCGAGCCGGUUAAGAAGCAGCCCGCCAAGAAGAAGGAGGUGAAAUCCCGGGCGAGCGUCGACCUCACUGAAGAUGAGGACGAGGCGCCGGUGAAGGGAAAGGCCAAUGGCGACGAUCCGCAAGUCUGGAUCUGCCCGGUGUGUUCUGUGGCGUAUGCCGAUGGGGCAAAUAUGGUUGGCUGUGAUACGUGUGAUGAUUGGUAUCAUUGGGCAUGUGUCGGCAUUACUGUCGAACCCCCGGCCGAACAACAGUGGUUCUGUGAUAAGUGCACGAAAAAGCGCUCGGAGAGCAAGGUGGAGAAGCGGAAGGGCUCCUCAAUUGGCGCUGCUGCUGCGGCGAAGAAGCGGAAA